Macadamia integrifolia is the source of this 985-nucleotide messenger RNA. RefSeq names its product protein PATRONUS 2-like. NCBI's taxonomy places the organism in Eukaryota, Viridiplantae, Streptophyta, Magnoliopsida, Proteales, Proteaceae. The transcript has 5 exons. Gene Ontology annotation, biological process: regulation of mitotic cell cycle. The record is from RefSeq and is a predicted model, not a curated record. The coding region runs from base 221 to 760 and encodes 179 amino acids.
UAUUUUGGAGCUUUAAAAAGCUCUGUUUAGGCGCCAAGUACCGCUGAAGAUCUACAGCCCUCUCUUUCUCUCAUUGAAAAACCAGUUGAUCGCUCCAAAGCUGAAGCUUGGUUAGAAUCCGUCCCUCUAAAUCUGAAGCAGCCCUUUAUAUACUGGUAUUGAUGAUGUUCUGCGUAACAAAAUAUUGAAGUUUGUCGGUCCAUGAUUAAAGAGAGCAACAAUGGCAAACAUUCGGGCACAUGGACAGUUGAUCCUUCAAGAUCAAUAUUUGGGCAUUCAUCGUAAAGGGGCUUCUGUUGAUGGAAAAGUGAAGAAUUCUAAAGAAGCUAAGAAGAAAGGUGCAGGGGGACUUGGUAAUCGGAAAGCCCUCAUUGAUAUUACCAACUCAUCUUGCCUUCGUCAAGAGGCCUCAUCAAAGAAGAAGAAGAAUUUGAAGGAGUUCAAUAUUGCUGAAGAAAUGUGUUUGCACGAUCACAGAAAGUGCAUGGAGGAACGGACAGUAGCUAUGGAUCGUUAUCGCCAGGAUAAGUUUCUUUUAGAUUUUGAGACAGUAUCUCCAGUGGCAUCUCCAAAGUCCAAAACAUCUAAGGCUGGUGUUGAUAGCCCUCCCAGGUCUCCAGAGUUGAUGCCAUCACCUGAACUGCCAAAGUCUUCAUGGUUGAACAGGGACUCUCCAAAUCUGUGGGAGUCUCCUCCUUCUCCUGUACGAUUUGAGCUACUUAUUGUUGAUUUUGUUUUCAAGCCAGAUGCCAACAAUUAACCGGGUAGCAUCUGGUGGACAGCCAACUCCAGGAUGGUUGAGCAGGGACCUCCUUAUUCCCAGUGCAAUUUCAGCCACUCUUUGAUUUUGUUCUCAAGCGAGAUGCUAGUGGUUAAAGGAGUUACUUUUUUCUUUUGAUAUGCAGCCAUAUUCCCCAUUUGCAGAUUUCAGAACAAAAUUCAUUAUAUGCUUCCAUUGAAUGUCAGCAUGCUAGAAGUAUUUUUA